Empidonax traillii (willow flycatcher) is the source of this 3248-nucleotide messenger RNA. It is a transcript of the gene SLC38A4, whose product is annotated as solute carrier family 38 member 4. Gene Ontology annotation, molecular function: amino acid transmembrane transporter activity. The coding region runs from base 223 to 1857 and encodes 544 amino acids. The transcript is spliced from 16 exons. Lineage: Eukaryota; Metazoa; Chordata; Aves; Passeriformes; Tyrannidae. The record is from RefSeq and is a predicted model, not a curated record. Gene Ontology annotation, biological process: amino acid transmembrane transport.
AUCACUGUUCAACUGCUCUAGGUUGCACAUGAGCAAACUUUUCCUUACAGGUACAACUCCUAAAAGAUAUAACCUGCCUAGGAAGCGAGGAAGAGAACCUGCUUGACUCAGAGAACAGAGUGUUCUGGCAGUCCCUGCAUGACAGAGAGGUGCAAGCAGACAGCACGGUGCUGUUUACCCUGAAGAAGCGAGUGUGUGUGCUGGAAAGCGCUGACCUCUCUAAUGGAUCGUAUGGAGCUGCAAAAAGUCAACAUUGAGCUUGACAACCAGAGCAACAGUGGGGAAAGCCUCGAAGACAACUACACAGAGCUGGUUGAUUCAGAAAAGGCUGCAAUUAGGAGUGAAGAUGCAGAAAGUCAGAAGUUCCUUACAAAUGGAUAUCUGGAUAAAAAGAAACUGGAAGACUAUAAUGAAGAAUAUCAUGGAGGUAGAACCUCCUUUGGAAUGUCCUCGUUCAACCUCAGCAAUGCCAUUAUGGGCAGCGGCAUCUUAGGGCUCUCCUAUGCCAUGGCCAACACAGGAAUUAUCCUUUUCGUAGUUUUGCUGCUCAGCGUAGCAAUAUUGUCACUCUACUCAGUCCACCUCUUACUGAAGAUAUCAAAAGAAGGAGGAUCAUUAAUAUAUGAAAAACUGGGAGAAAAGGCAUUUGGCUGGCCUGGAAAGUGCGGUGUUUUCAUUUCAGUUACAAUGCAGAACAUUGGAGCAAUGUCAAGCUACCUCUUUAUUAUUAAAUAUGAACUUCCAGAAGUCAUCAGAGCAUUUAUGAAACUUGAGGAGAAUUCUGGAGAAUGGUACCUGAACGGGAACUACCUCGUCAUACUUGUAACAGUUGUGGUUAUUCUUCCCCUCUCCCUUCUAAAAACCUUAGGUUAUCUUGGUUAUACGAGUGGGUUUUCGCUGACCUGUAUGGUUUUCUUUGUCAGUGUGGUAAUAUUCAAGAAAUCCCAAAUACCCUGUCCUCUCCCUAUCAUGGACCAUGGGGUUGAAAACUGGACCAUUACCAAUAACACAGUGCCAAUGCACCUGAUCAUGUUACCAAACGAGUCACUUGGUUCUGGUGUGAAUUUCAUGAUGGACAACACAGCUGGGCACUUGCCAGGCCUUGAGGAGCCAAAAGAUACCUCCCCCAAAAGCAGUGUAGAAUAUGAAGCGCAUAGUGACAGCAGUGACAAGUGUCAGCCAAAAUACUUUGUGUUCAACUCACGGACUGCCUAUGCAAUACCCAUCCUGGCAUUUGCAUUCGUAUGCCACCCUGAGGUGCUACCAAUAUACAGUGAACUGAAAGAUCGCUCCCGAAAGCGGAUGCAGAAUGUCUCAAAUAUCUCCAUCACUGGCAUGCUUAUCAUGUAUCUUCUGGCUGCCCUCUUUGGAUACCUUACCUUCUAUGGAGAAGUUGAAGAUGAGCUACUUCAUACGUACACUAAAGUGUACACCUUCGACACCCUUUUGCUGUCAGUUCGCUUGGCAGUGCUGGUGGCUGUAACCCUGACUGUGCCCCUUGUCCUUUUCCCUAUCCGUUCAUCUAUCAGUGCGUUGCUGUUUCCCAAAAGGCCAUUCAGCUGGAUAAGACAUUUCCUGAUUGCAGCAGUAAUUCUGGCUUUUAAUAACCUGCUUGUAAUUUUUGUUCCAACUAUUAAAGACAUCUUUGGAUUUAUUGGAGCAUCUUCUGCUACGAUGUUGAUUUUCAUCCUCCCUGGUGCCUUCUACCUGCGUCUUGUGGAGAAGGAACCCCUGAGGUCUCCCCAGAAGAUAGGGGCUCUGAUUUUUCUCAUAGUUGGCAUAAUCUUCAUGAUUGUGAGUAUGACUCUUAUUGUAAUAGACUGGAUUUACAAUCCCCCAAGUUCCAGACAUCACUAACCUGUGGAGACAACCAAGUGCUUUUUAUGACAUAAAUAUUUGUAUUGUGUGCUCCAAAAAACAUCUAAAUGGGAUUGUUAUUCCUGGCUAGUAACUGCAGUACUUUGAAAACAGUUUCUGGUAAGGUCACAAGAACCCAAUGGAGUUUAUGUCAUCCUUUUCAGUAAGGAUCGUUACUUAUGCAUAAGAAACCUGAGCUUAGCAUUUCUGGCCAGGUGAAAUGAAAUGUGUGGUGUGAAUGCUUCCUAUUUUCAAAACCAAAAUAACUUUGUACAUAGUCCUCAAAAAUAGCUUGGUGUCACCCCUUUUAAAAUCUCCCAUCAUGAUCAUAACCACAGUUCCUAGAGCCUUGGAAAGUUAAUGGCCAGAAAACCAGAUAGUGCCUUAUUCUCGAUCUGAAGCUCAUGGGAGUGGCUGCCCAGGUCCAAGCAAAAGGGUACAGUUUCUGUAGGGGAUCUAAAAGGUGACUCUUCACUGCCUGAUAGACCAAUCUGACUAUCAGAAAGAUGAUGGCUUUGACAAGCCAGUGGACAAAGCUGAGCAUUAGAUUUCUUGUCCAAAUGUAUCGCCCUUGGCAGGUGAUGGCUUGUCAUACAGAAUUAAGGUCUCUGACACAGAUCCUGUGUUGGAACAUGUGCUUGAAGAACAGUUGGACAUUCUCAUUUUGUUGUUAAAGAUGCCUGUGCUGGGAACAUCAGACAUUUCUGCUGUAGGUUGUGGGUUUUUUUCUUUACUUUUUAAAUUGUUAUGUGAGCUUGCACCACUGAACAAGUUGUAUCCUCUGUAGAAACUUGUCUUCCACUCUCACAGGAAUUUAAAGAGACCACAAGGUGUGGCAAAGCACCCUAUCCAGUAUUGUUCAGUACUUGUAUAUUUGAUAAAUGUUCAGUGCAGGAAACUGUAAUUUGCUAUAUAUAAAAUAUAUGUAUUUAUGUACAUAAUUUUUUCUUUUUCUCCAGUCAUAAAAAUAUUAUGCUGUGGUAAAUGAUUUUUAAAAUUUUUUUUAUGUGUUUUCAUAGCCACACACUUAAUAUUGUUUUGAAGAAAACAUAUUGAAUUGGUUUGUUUGUAAAAGGUUAAUUUUUAUUCACCAUUGUAUAAAAUAUACCUGUAGCAAGUCACCUAACUGUUAUCUGUGUAAAAACACAUUCAGGUGUAUACUACUACGUAUGUUACAAUAAAUUGCAAGAUGUUUUCCUCUGGAAAAUUUUUAAUAUGUGCCUUAAAAUUCUGUAUUGCCAUUGUACACCAAAAAUUUGGAUAACUUGGUAUGUUGCUGUACCUUAACUUGCCUAUGCAUACACUAGCAUUCAAUAUGUAAUUAAGGUAUGCAAAGGAAACAUCAUUACUGACAAUCUCAAGUGUAUUGUGCUAUGCAGCUGUGCAAGACA